Messenger RNA from Pocillopora verrucosa, 1398 nucleotides. The record is from RefSeq and is a predicted model, not a curated record. Lineage: Eukaryota; Metazoa; Cnidaria; Anthozoa; Scleractinia; Pocilloporidae.
GAGUUUACGGCGAGAGCCCGUGCUGGCCGUUGGCCAAAGCGAUGUUGUUCUUUACGGUGUUAGUUUUCCUUCUCGGAGAUUUUGCCUUGAUUGAAGCAAAGGUACCAAUAGUUAUUGUUCCAGGAGAUGGAGGUAGUCAACUCCAGGCCCGUAUUAACAAGUCAACAGUACCACACUUGUGGUGUGAAAAAACUUCAAGUUCCUGGUUUGACUUGUGGCUUAGCAUAGAGUCAAUGUUGCCAGGAGCUAUUGGAUGUUGGGCAGACAACAUAAGGCUUGCCUUUAAUGAAACAUCUCAAAGGAUGGGCAAUGCACCUGGAGUUGAGGUAAAAGUUCCAUAUUUUGGAACAACCAAAGGUGUUUCCUAUUUGGAUCCUUCUCUUUAUCAUCCAGGAGAGUAUUUUGCUGAAAUGGUGGCUGCUCUGGAAAGCAUUGGAUUUGAGGAGAAUAUAUCACUGCGAGCUGCACCAUUUGACUUCAGAUAUGCACCAAAUUCUGCUCUGGAAUACUUUGCCAACUUGAAAGCUCUAAUAGAAGACACAUACUUGAAAAACAAUAAGACACAAAUUGUUUUGCUGUCUCACAGCUUGGGAUGUCCGUAUACUCAUCACUUUCUCUACAACAUGUCUCAGGAAUGGAAGGACACACACAUAAGGGCUUGGGUAACUAUUGCUGGGGCAUGGGCUGGUUCAGCCAAGCUAAUGCGUAUAUAUGCUUCAGGAACCAACCUUGGUUUUCCAGAUGUUGUUCUUGAGCCACUGAACCUCAGGCCAGUUUUACGAACCUAUGAGAGCUCUGCAUUUUUGAUGCCCAGUAAAGAUUUUUGGUCUGCAGAGGAGGUCAUUGUUCAAACAGCCAAUCUAAACUACUCAUUAGGAAACUUAGAGAAAUUUUUUCAUGACAUUCACUAUCCAGAUGCCAUUAACAUAAGUCGACAGGUUCCACCUAUCUGGAUCAAUGACCCACCCAAUGUACCUUUGUAUUGCCUGUAUGGCACAGGAGUACCAACACCUGAAAAGUUUGUUUAUGGAGCAGAUGAGUUUCCUGAUACAUUUCCUAAGACAUUGUUCGGAGAUGGAGAUGGGACUGUAAACAUUCGCAGCCUAAAGGCUUGUCAGAGCUUUGUGGGUAAACAGAAACAGAAAGUAGUUACUAAGUCAUUUUCAAAUGCAGACCACAUGGGUAUCAUUGGUGACAUAAGGGUGAUUGAAUUUGUGAAGAAUCUCGUUAGUUCAUUGGAUUGAUCGUGCAAUUGGUUUUCUUUUUAUCUGAGAUUUUCCUGCGCUGUCAACACAAACAUGUGCAUGAUCUGUAUAUAUUUUAGCGAAAUUUAAGUUAUUGCAAAUAUUUGCCGAGAUAUGGCAAAGCCCUUAUGGAAAUAGUGUAUCUCUCCACAAG